AUGGAGUCUCUCAAUGACAUUCCUAAGUCUCUCGCGGAGGACACAGACUAUCUUGAUCUUUCCCUAAAUAACAUGGGUGGUAUACCAAAUGGAGCUUUCGAUGGUCUUAAUCUCAAGGGUGUUUGGCUCCAGAGCAAUAAGUUGUCGGGCUCAAAUGUACCGCCAGAUGUGUUUAAACCGCUUACUGCGAUAGAGACUGUUGAUUUGUCUUUCAACGAAUUCACAGCCAUUCCACGCAUACUUCCAUCAAGGUUGACACGCCUACUUGUUCAAAGAAACAAGGUUGACCGAGUGUUGUCAGAGGACCUCCAAGGAUACCCAGAUUUGACUUUCUUGGAGAUGUCCAUUAAUAACAUUUCAUAUUUGCCUCUCGGGCUGUUUAACUAUUCAUCAUUCUUGGUCGAUUUGAGAAUAUCUUACAACCCCCUCAAUGACACUGGAAUUCCACCAGGUGUGUUUGAAGGAUUAAGAAGACUUCAAUUUUUGGACCUUAGAUCCGGUUCCCUAACUAGUAUUCCAAGGGGUUUACCGCAGUCGAUAACAAACCUCGAUCUCGGCUAUAACUCUAUACGCCGCCUUUUUGCACGGGAAUUCCGUAAUCUUCCAAAACUUGCGAAUCUGCUAUUGAACUCGAACCAGAUAGAACUGAUAGACCCUGGGACCUUUGACGGAAUGGACAGUCUUCUACGGCUUAACCUGAUAAACAACAAACUAAAUAUACUACAAGAAGGUGUGUUUUCUGGUUUGAAGAAUCUUAGGGAUUUGGAUUUGUCAAGCAACCGCAUCAUAUCUAUGGCAGAUAAUGUAUUUGGUCCUUUAAUUAGUGUUAACACUAUCGAUCUGGUUCACAACCAACUACAAUCACUGCAAUACAAGGUUUUGUAUAACCCAUCUCUGGCGAACUUAACAACCCUUUUUAUUUACGACAACCCAUGGAAUUGUGACUGCCACCUCAGAUGGUUACGAGCUUUAAUGGACAUGCGACCCACACGUGGACCAUUUCCUGUGGGCGAGGUUCCAGAAGAUACCGUUAUACUUGAUCUGUCUUUUAACGAUUUGGAAGAAAUACCGACAGGAGCGUUUGACAAGAUACUCCAUUUACAGGGUGUUUGGUUAUUAGGAAACCAGCUAUCCGAGACCAAAGUGAGCCAAGGGGUAUUUGAUCCGCUGACGCAUUUAGAUAUAAUUGAUCUAUCGCUUAAUAACUUUACUGGAAUUCCUCAUGAUUUACCAGAAACUAUCAAGCGGUGUAAUUUUGACACCAAUAAGAUAGAACAUUUAUCCAGCACCGACCUCGACAGAUACCCUUUACUGGAAACCCUCCAGUUAUCUAACAACAACAUCACACAUAUUCCGGUCAGCUUUUUUGCUAAACAAACAGUCUUGUCAGUGCUACACAUUUCUUCUAACCCGCUCUCUAGCAUGGGGAUUCCAAAUGGCGUGUUCAAAGAUGCUAUUAGUCUAACCACUUUGGAACUUAUAUCAGAUAAGUUAACUAGAAUUCCAAGUGGUUUUCCGGAAACCCUACAAACCCUUGAUCUGUCAAAAAAUAACAUUUACCGUCUCUAUCCUGGGGACUUUGCAGGACAUUCACGACUUGAAUGGCUCGAGUUGUCCACUAAUGAAAUAUCAGCAAUAGACACUAGGGUAUUUUCAAGUCUGAUAAAUCUGAAAAGUUUGGGCCUCGCUGAUAACCAUCUGCGUUAUUUAAGUGACGGAAUGUUUGAUGGACUUAUCAACCUCGAGUCAAUAUUCUUGAAUGGGAACAACAUUGAAGUAAUAUCCGACAAUGUUUUCGUUCCUUUGAAGAACCUUGCAACCAUUGACUUAGGCUCUAACAACCUUAAAACAUUACAGUAUGAGGUUUAUUAUAACCCACCCUUCAAGAAUUUGACUUCGCUGUUCAUAUUGUCUAACCCUUGGAACUGCGAUUGCCGCCUCAGAUGGUUGCGUGCGCUGGUUGAUCUGAAGCCUUACCUGCUGUUCAUUCCGGAAUUAGUGAAAUGUGUGCAGCCGCCAUAUCUGCAGAACUUGUCAUGGGACGUCUUGUUUCCAGAAGAUUUUGUUUGCAAAUGA
Molecule: messenger RNA, 2076 nt
Organism: Lingula anatina
Lineage: Eukaryota; Metazoa; Brachiopoda; Lingulata; Lingulida; Lingulidae
Molecular function (GO): protein binding
Source: RefSeq, a predicted model, not a curated record